UACUUCUGCCCUAUUGCCCUACUACAGGCACGAGAAUGUGUGACGUCAUAGGCAAAUGAUCAAUAGUCCAGGCCAGCCCCCAUUACAUUUCCACCAAAAAAGAAAACUGAUAUCAGCCCGAAGCAACACCACUGAAAAAGCAGCAGCCACACAGCAGUGUACUCCACAUUCCUUUGAGGAACAAGAAGAAAUCAGUUACCACGCAAGCAUGUUUACUUUACUUUCGGCAUAAAGACAAGAGCAGAAAGAUGUUCAGUCCUCAAUGUCAACAAACUGCAUAUUUGCUUUGGAUUUCAUAUCUAACAGCACUUCUCUUUCUUUCCGUCCCUCUCAAAGCUGAUGCUGAAAUCAGGUUGGUUCAUGGAGACACUAACUGCUCUGGUACAGUUGAGGUCUAUCGCAGAGGGAAUUGGGGCACUGUGUGUGAUGACGACUGGGACAUGGAGGAUGCUACAGUGGUGUGCAGACAGCUGGGAUGUGGACAAGCACUUUGUGCUGUCAAGGAAGCUCACUUUGGCAUGGGCAAGGGCAUGAUUUUGAUGGAUGAUGUAGGCUGCUCAGGUGACGAAAAAUCCCUUACAGAUUGUCCCUUUAAAGGGUACAGUAAUUGUAAUCAUGGUGAAGACGCCGGUGUGGUGUGCUCAGGUUCAAGCCAGUCUCUCAAUAUAUCUAAUAUAGACCCUUCCAUUCAAAACUACUGCAAAAACAGGCCUAUUGUGAAUGCUCCAAUCAGGUUGGUUGAUGGGCUGAGUAACUGCUCGGGUAGAGUGGAGGUCUACGUCAGAGGUGAGUGGGGCACUGUGUGUGAUGACAGCUGGGGCAUGGACGAUGCUAGAGUGGUGUGCAGACAGCUGGGAUGUGGACAUGCGGUUUGUGCGGCAAGGGAGGCCCGCUUUGGCAGCGGCACUGACCAGAUCUGGAUGGAUGACGUCGGCUGUACAGGUGCUGAGGCAUCUCUGACAGCGUGCGCCCACAGUGAGCUCAGCAAUUGUGAUCAUGGUGAAGAUGCUGGUGUGGUGUGCUCAGGUCCAAGUCAGUCUGAUAUAGACUCUCCUCGUUACAGUAACAGCUCAUGCAGCAAGUUUUUUGGUGCUCAAGUUAGGUUGGUUCAAGGGAGCACCAACUGCUCUGGUAGAGUGGAGGUGUACCACAAUCGCAAGUGGGGCACGGUGUGUGAUGACGACUGGGACAUGCAGGAUGCUAAAGUGGUGUGCAGACAACUGGGAUGCGGAGAGGCUUUGUGCGCUGUUAAGGAAGCCCACUUUGGCCCAGGCAGUGGAGAGAUUUGGAUGGAUGAUGUAGUCUGCUCAGGUGCUGAAGCACUCCUAACAGAUUGCACCUUUUCUCAGUCAAGCAAUUGCAAUCAUGGUGAAGAUGCCGGUGUGGUGUGCUCAGGUUCAGGUCAGUCUGAUAAUACCUCUUCUAGUCACCAUAGCAACUAUACAUGUGCCAAGGAACCUAACUCUGUGGGUGCUCAAGUCAGGUUGGUGAAUGGACACACCAACUGCUCUGGUAGAGUGGAGGUAUAUGCCAAUGGCCAGUGGGGCACUGUGUGUGAUGACAACUGGGACAUGGAUGAUGCUAGAGUGGUGUGCAGACAGCUGGGAUGUGGAGAAGCUGUUUGUUUUGCCAAGGAAGCCCUCUUUGGCAGCGGCACUAACCAGAUUUGGAUGGAUGAUGUUCGGUGUUCCGGUGCUGAAGAAUCCCUAGCAUAUUGCUCCCACAGUAAAAAUCAUGAUUGUAGUCAUGGUGAAGAUGCUGGUGUGGUGUGUUCAGGUGCAAGCCAGUCUCCUAAUAUAUCUGAUGGAGUGCAGUCUAAGAAUGGUAACUGCAUCAAGGCAACAAUUGGUGGAAAUGCCUUUGUCCGACUUGUUGGAGGCAGUACUAACUGCUCAGGCAGAGUGGAGGUCUACUACAGUGGCCAGUGGGGAACUGUGUGUGAUGAUGGCUGGGACUUGAGGGAUAGCAGGGUGGUGUGCAGACAGCUGGGGUGUGGACGUGCUAGAAAUGCAACCACAAAUGCCCUCUUUGGUAGAGGCAGUGGACAGAUCUGGUUGGAUGGCGUCGGCUGUGUAGGUGUUGAAAGGUCUCUGACAGAGUGCCGUCACAAUGGCUUUGGAACACAUAAUUGUAACCAUGGUGAAGAUGCUGGUGUGGUGUGCUCAGGGCCAGGUGAUUCAUUCCCAGUCACACCCAGUCCAGGAGCUUCUACUGUCAGGUUGACGGGUGGGAGUUCAAGGUGCUCCGGUAGAGUGGAGGUGUAUGUCGAGGAAGAGUGGGGCACUGUGUGUGAUGACGACUGGGACAUAAAGGAUGCCAGAGUGGUCUGCAGACAGGUGGGAUGUGGGGAAGCCUUUAUUGCUGUAAAGGAUACUCGCUUUGGUUCCGGCACGGAGCAAAUCUGGUUGGAUAAUGUGAACUGCACCGGUGCUGAGCAAUCCCUGAUACAGUGCUAUCAUCGUGGAUUUGGAAUACACGACUGCAGCCACGACGAAGAUGCUGGUGUGGUAUGCUCAGAUGAUCCAACAUCCACAGGACAACCCACUCCAAGUCAGUCCGUCAGAUUAGUUGAUGGGCCCACAGACUGCUCAGGUAGACUUGAAAUCUAUGUACAGCACCAGUGGGGCACUGUGUGUGAUGACGACUGGGAUCUGAACGACGCCAAGGUGGUGUGCAGGCAGCUGGGCUGUGGGGAGGCUGUCUCUGCCACCAAGCAGGCCCACUUUGGCAGUGGCAGGGGUGAGAUCUGGAUGGAUGAUGUCCACUGCUCUGGUACUGAAGAGUCCCUUAGUGACUGCUCUCAUAUUGGCUUUGGAAGCAACAACUGUGGCCAUGAUGAGGAUGCUGGUGUGGUGUGCUCAGAUCCACUGGGAAAACCAGUUCUAAGGCUGGAAGGCGGCAAAAGUGCAUCUUGGGGUCAGAACAUCCAGAUGAGCUGCUCCGUCUCCACUCAGUACCUGGGGGGCACAUUCACCCUACAGCAGCUCUCUGGCUCAUACAGAGAGACAAAGGCAGCCUCAGGAUCUUCUGCCAAUUUCACCAUCCGUCAGGUGGACUUUGUCCAUGAAGGAUCCUACUACUGCCAGUACAGAGCGCCAUCACAAGGGAACAGUCAAAAUCUCACCUCCUCUCGGAGUGAUUUUACCAGUUUUUCUGUAGUAGUGUCCCUGCCUCAACCUGUCAUCUCUGUCAGUGGCCCAGACGGAGAGCUGUCACGGGGGACACAUGGCCCAGAGGUCCCCCGGGGUCAAAGCUUCUCCAUCGUCUGCUCCAUCCAGGCACAGUACCCAGGAGGCUCUUUCCACCUUAUCUCUGAAGGGUUAAUACAAAGUUGGAGGAAGCUGGUGGUCAAUCGGUCGGCAUCGUUUGCCUUUACCGAUACAGACGGUUUCCAUGAAGGGUAUUACAGCUGCUUCUUUGAGGUUACUCUGUCCACACGUCCUUUCAUCUCCGAAAGGGCAAAGCGUUUGCAAGUGUCUAUAAGAGAAAUGACGAGGACCGAGUGGUUUCGUUAUAAUAAAACGUCUGUCAUUUGUGGAAUAAUGUUUGGCCUACUGAUUCUGCUGGCUGCCAGUUACUUGUUGUUUCUGCUGAAAAAGAAACUUGGUAUUCAGUUAUUCAGAGCCAGCAAUGAGUAUUGCCCAAUGGAAGAAUUUCAUGCUGCAGAAUCAAAUGGGAAUCUUUAAAAGGAACAAAUUCAUUUUCUGGUGAAAGGAGGAGUGACAUCCAGCAAGAUUUAUUUUUUUAUAUUUCAACAAUAACCUGGAAACAAAAAUGUUCCCAUGUGAUAUUCCAACUGUCUGAUAGUGUAAUAUCAUCCAUCAUCUUGAAUUAAAGUACAUUAUAUUGAAUUAGUGUGUACUACCUUGUACUAUGGCAAGUUGUAUGGUAGUUAAAGCACAUGCCCUUCUCAAUGUUUCACAUUUGUUGUCAAUAAUUAAACUAGCAUAUUCUUGGUUCAUUGUUUAUUUAUAUGGCAUUUUUUUUAGUCACAAGUAACACCAAUAAUGUAUUACCACACAAAUACACCUACCGCGACAAGAGCAAGGCGAAUGACGGAAUAAUUGACUUUGUAUUGAGUCGUGCAACAAAAGCGAUUCCGGAGACUAGAGGCGAUUUGUGCGACGAGGGCGACAGUUUGAAGUUGAAAUCCUUUCAACUUUCUAUGACGCGGUUCGGCGACCAGCCGCGACAGCCAAUGACUGUAGAGGUCAGUGACCACAGCCAAUGGGAAUGUUUCAAUGCUUUGCCUUCUGCUUGUAACGGACGCAAUGUAGUCGCUUCAAUCGCACGUAUCACUCUGUCGCUUCAAUCGCAUCGCGCCUGGUCUAUUAGUGCGGUUAGACUACCCGCUGACCUCCUGCCAACCUAACAAAAAACAUUGCCAACCCUAAAAUCAAGUUUUCCGACAUCUGGCCAAUGCAUACAAAUAUUU
Molecule: messenger RNA, 4435 nt
Organism: Engraulis encrasicolus (European anchovy)
Lineage: Eukaryota; Metazoa; Chordata; Actinopteri; Clupeiformes; Engraulidae
Product: deleted in malignant brain tumors 1 protein
Exons: 22
Coding region: 249-3686 (1145 amino acids)
Biological process (GO): zymogen activation
Cellular component (GO): plasma membrane
Molecular function (GO): serine-type endopeptidase activity
Source: RefSeq, a predicted model, not a curated record